Messenger RNA from Electrophorus electricus (electric eel), 4179 nucleotides. RefSeq names its product BR serine/threonine kinase 1b (gene brsk1b). Gene Ontology annotation, biological process: intracellular signal transduction; protein phosphorylation. Gene Ontology annotation, molecular function: ATP binding; protein serine/threonine kinase activity. Gene Ontology annotation, cellular component: cytoplasm. Lineage: Eukaryota; Metazoa; Chordata; Actinopteri; Gymnotiformes; Gymnotidae. The record is from RefSeq and is a predicted model, not a curated record.
GAUGCUGAUGCUGCUCGUAUCGGAUGGGGAGAAGGAAGAGAGACGAAGAGCGAUGAAAAAAAAAAGAGCACUGUCAGAAGGAGUGAGACGUGCGACUCGGACACGACGCAUUUGAACUGAACGUAGCAGGGCAAUAAAAAAAACACCGGAUCGAGAUUUGCGACCGCGACUCCGCGAGGAAGAGCCCGAGAGGAGAUGCUGUGAUAUGCACAUAAGCUGCGAGGGAGGGAGGGAGAGACAGAGGGAGAAAGGGGAGAGGAGGCUACUACGCCAGUUCCAGAUACCGAGAUGCUGCUUUCACUCGGAGAAACAUUUUCUAGUCAAAGUGUUCCCGCAGAACAGGUCUAAAUAGACCUGACGGUUUUUGGACACCUCGAAGUGGAUAGAUUGCCGAACGAGCAAUCCAUGUUUGUCUGCGCCAGUGCCGAUAGGGUGGUUGUCUUCUACAUUACUAUUUUCCUCUAUUUCCGGAUGCGAGGCCUGGAAUAAACCGGGGUGUAUUAGAUGCCCAUAACGCACAUCUCCUUUCUAAUUCAGUUAUUUCCUGGAGUGGGGCUGUUGGCAUUGUUAAAAGGAAAAGAGACGGAACACAUUUGGAGGUGUCAAAGAUGGAUAAGGUACUAUCUAUUAGAUGACAGGCUUUUCGCUUAGGGUGAUAUGAUCAGCUUGUCAAUAACUAGGUCAGCCAUCAUAUCCAAUAUAGUAUUAGCGAUAUUUGAAUUAGUGACUCCACAGUGUCCCGCGACUAAAACGAUCUACAAAAAUGCGCCCUUUGUUUAGCGAAAGUAAUUUGAACAACUAUUGAUUUCACCAGUUUAUCGCUACAUUAGCUGCCCUCUGUCGUUUUAAACGAUUAACCUAUAGCUAUUUCCCACAAUAUCUACAAAUGUUCUUCACCAGGUUUAUCUAAAUCGUUCAAUCUAGUCCUAUUAUAUCGCCUUACAGUUUGAUGAAAUAUAGCACAAAGGUGUCUCCUGUAUUAUUUUCCAUCUCUUUAACAGGCUCUACUUUUACUCGGAACUGUAAUUUUGCCUUUCUGUUUGCCUUAUCACUUGCAAUUUGGACUACGGCGUCCGGGAAAACCAGAUUUGAUUUAAAAUAUUUACCAAAUUAUUUCCAUGGACUGCGAACAGGCCGGCGCAGGGGCUUGAGAGUAGGCCACUGAUCUCGCGACUACAGCGUCCAGCUUUCCCUGAAUAAUCGCGAGCCGUCCGUCUGUAAUGUCGUUACGGCGGUACGCUUCCGUGCGCAGGACAGACGGUCGUGGAUUUAUUUUGAAAAUACAGUGAACUCUGCAUUGUGUUGCCCUAUAAAAACCGAAUUUGAACGAAAUGUCCAGUAAGGAGUUGUCGGGGAGUCAGCCGGCUCAGUACGUAGGGCCCUUUCGUCUGGAGAAGACGCUGGGCAAAGGCCAGACAGGCCUGGUGAAGCUGGGAAUUCACUGCAUUACAGGACAGAAGGUGGCUAUAAAAAUAGUGAACAGAGAGAAGCUAUCAGAAUCAGUUCUAAUGAAGGUGGAGAGAGAGAUAGCCAUUCUGAAACUAAUCGAGCAUCCCCAUGUUCUUAAGCUUCACGACGUGUAUGAGAACAACAAGUACCUGUAUCUAGUGUUGGAGCAUGUAUCUGGUGGUGAGCUCUUUGACUACCUGGUGAAGAAAGGCAGACUGACUCCUAAAGAGGCCAGAAAGUUCUUCAGACAAAUCAUCUCAGCUCUGGACUUCUGCCACAGUCACUCCAUAUGUCAUAGAGAUCUGAAGCCAGAGAACCUCCUGCUGGAUGAAAAGAAUAAUAUCAGGGUUGCUGACUUUGGCAUGGCUUCUCUGCAGGUGGGGGACAGUCUGCUGGAGACCAGCUGUGGAUCUCCUCAUUAUGCGUGCCCUGAGGUCAUUAGGGGGGAGAAGUAUGAUGGCCGCAGGGCGGAUGUGUGGAGCUGUGGGGUCAUCCUUUUUGCUCUGCUGGUGGGAGCAUUGCCCUUUGACCAUGAUAACCUGCGGCAGCUGCUGGAGAAGGUGAAGAGUGGUGUGUUCCACAUGCCCCACUUCAUCCCACCGGACUGCCAGGCCCUCCUGAGGGGUAUGAUUGAGGUGGACCCCGAGAAACGCCUCACGCUGGAAGCAAUACAAAAACACCCCUGGUAUCAGGGGGGCAGGAAUGAGCCAUGUCCCGAGCGGCCCCCUCCGAGGCGGGUGUGUGUGAGGAGGAUUCUGUCUUUGACAGAGCUGGAUCCUGAUGUACUGGAAAGCAUGCACUCUCUGGGCUGCUUCAGAGAUCGCGUGAAACUCACCCGGGACCUUCAGUGUGAAGAAGAAAAUCAGGAGAAGAUGAUCUACUAUUUGCUGCUGGACAGGAAGGAGCGCUACCCCAGUUAUGAGGAUGAGGACCUUCCUCCCAGAAAUGAUAUUGAUCCUCCGCGUAAACGUGUGGACUCACCCAUGCUGAGCCGUCAUGGCCGUUGUCGGCCGGAGAGGAAGAGCCUAGAGGUGCUGAGUGUGACAGAGCAGGGAUCUCCCUCCCCACCCCGCAGGGCCCUGGACAACUCCGCACACAGCCAGAGAUCACGCUCCGUCAGCGGUGCUUCCACGGGACUCUCCUCCAGUCCCCUCAGUAGCCCCAGAAGUCCAGUUUUCACGUUCAGCCAAUCAGAAGUCACCACCCAGUCCAAAGACCCCAAAGCAGGAAGCGCCACCGCACCCCGGGCAACCCAACGCGUGCCCGACCCAAAAACCCAGACCCUGCCCUCCAAAGCGGCCUCCGACCGACCCCACCUGCAGUCCAUGAAGUCACUUCCUCUGCAGACGCCCCCUUCCUCCUCCCCCUCUCCCUCUCCGCUCCUCUCCCCCAUCCCCCGCUUCUUCUUCUUCCCCGCCCCCUCCGUCCUGAAGUCUGUCACUAAGACCAUCUAUCCUAACUCUGCCCAUGUACCGCAGGUCACCCCGCAGGAUUCCCCGCUCACCACCCCUUUGGGGACCCCCGUGCAUCACCCGCAGCACCCCCCUCCCACCCCACCCUCUUCCUCUUCCUCAUCCUCCUCCUCACGGGCCGAAGGGGGCGGCGGUGUGGGCGGUGGCUCCCUGUCUCUUACCCCACCCACCAGCCCUGGUGGAGGGAGCGGAAUGGCUGCCAGCAGCUCCGCACACUGGAGGACCCGCCUCAACUCAUUCAAGAACAACCUGCUGGGGUCACCUCGCUUCCACCGCCGCAAGCUGCAAGUUCCUACAUCAGAAGACAUGUCCAGUCUAACCCCAGAAUCAAGCCCAGAACUGGCUAAGAAGUCUUGGUUUGGGAAUUUUAUCAGUCUGGAGAAGGAGGAGCAGAUUUUUGUGGUGAUCAGAGACAAGCCUCUCAGUUCUAUCAAAGCUGACAUUGUCCAUGCCUUUCUAUCAAUCCCCUCCCUGAGCCACAGUGUAAUUUCUCAGACCAGUUUCCGGGCGGAAUACAAAUCCUCGGGGGGGUCAUCUGUCUUCCAGAAGCCUGUCAAAUUUCAGGUGGACAUUGCCUUUUCUGAAGGAGAGAGGGCGCGAGAGAGGGAAAGAGAAGGAAAGAGGGAGAGUGGCAUUUACAGUGUCACCUUUACCCUCAUAUCAGGUCCAAGUCGCAGGUUUAAGAGGGUGGUUGAGACCAUUCAGGCCCAACUGCUCUGUACCCAUGACCAGCCGUCUGUGCAGGCACUAGCUGAUGAGAAAAAUGGGCUCUCCUCUCGUCCCCCCGGCACACCUACCCGCCAAAACUCUCGCCGGUCCGAAGGGGGCGGGGACCGUGGUGAGAGGGUGGAGCGUGGAGAGGGAGGCAGUGGGGGUGUGCUACAACGCAGGGGAUCUGGCAAGGACAAAACCCGCCUGCUAUCCUCCAACGGAACACAGCCCUGAGGGAAUUUUCCAGAACUGCACCUGCUCCUUUCCCCCCUCCUAUACCCCUACCCAGGAAAUUUCCUCUUUGUUCACAGUCCCUCAGGCAGACACACCCAUUCAUUCAUCUUUAAUGUAAACCUGUAUUCCAGAUUCAGCUAUAAAAGGACUAGGAGCAUAUCGACGUGGAAAUGGAUGUUCUUAUUCACCCACUAUAGCCCCCCCGACCUGGAUAUAUGAGAAACACUCAAAGAGCUGGAACUACUAUGAUGUCACUCACACUUUAAAAGUACAGAGGCUCUCAUUAUAAACUUCAUUAAAACACUGGACUUUU